UUAUCCAGCUAGCGGAAAAAAUAGGCGCCGAAUUCCAAAACAGUGGGGGGGGGGGUUGACUACGAGUAAAGUCCGGACUCUGGCUUUAGAUUGGAAUUAACCUGGAGAUUAAUUUUACCAUCCCGACUAGAUUUGUAUCUCAAGUUAAAAUCACACCAGGUGUCGUCGUCUGAACUGUUGGCGUUAACGUUAGUGCUAACCUAGCUCGGUGUCCUCGGCAGCAACUCUGUGUGCUGUUUGUCUUAACGACGUUCCAGACUUCUUGCAGCUGAGUUCAACAGCACAGCGGAGGGAGGGACCCGGAUUUAAGGCCGUUUGUUUUCCUCUCGAGUCCCCCAGAAUGGAUCCCGAAGGUGGCCCACAUAGUCCAAACAAAGGCAACGCCAUGCCAAACGAGAACCCCAGAUGCCAGAGGAGUCUUAGGAGCCUGAAUGCGCUCACCACGAAGUUUGUCAGCUUGUUGCAAGAAGCUGAAGACGGUGUGAUGGACCUCAGAGAAGCUGUCAGGAUCCUGGCUGUUGGACAGAAAAGACGAAUCUAUGACAUCACAAAUGUGCUGGAGGGCAUUGGUCUGAUUGUGAAAAAUUCUAAAAGUAUGAUAAAGUGGAAGGGCACAAUCUCGGGAGAAAGUGAACACGAGUUAAGCAAGAGACUGACGAAGUUGAAGUCUGAGCUGGAGGACUUGGAGCAGAAGGAAUGUAUGUUGGACCAGCAGAGAUUCUGGGUUGAACAGAGCAUCAGGAACACGACAGAAGACUGCAGCAAUCUGACCUAUGUGCACCAUGAAGACAUCUGCAGCUGCUUCAGUGGCCACACUCUCUUGGCAGUACGAGCGCCGUCUGGCACACAGCUAGACGUUCCGAUUCCCAAAGCCGUCCAGAACUGUCCAGCAAAGUACCAAAUCCACCUGAAAAGCAUCAAUGGCCCGAUAGAUGUUGUGCUUCUUAACAAACACUCUGUCAGCUCUGAUCCUUUUGUACUGCCAGUCCCACCACCUGAAGACAUUUUACGGAGGGCCAAAUCAGCCAUGUCCGCUCCAGAUGAGACAGAAAGCAGUAUCCUACCAAGUCAGGCUUCAGCUAAUACCAAACAAAGCACAAUAUCAAGACUGACGGCUAUGGAGGACUUGCAGCAUCUUCAGUCAUCGUCAUGUGUAAAUGCUGAACCUAACAGAACUGAUGCAUCUGGAUUACAAACUUUAUCAACAGAACUGGAGGCCCUACUGCAGCCCACCAAAGAAAUAAUGAAUGCAGAUCGACUCAAAGAGCUCCUUGUCUCUGAAGUUUUUUCGCCACUCCUCCGUCUGUCUCCACCUCCAACUGAACAGGAAUACAUGUGUAAUCUGGAUGAGAGUGAAGGCCUCUGUGACCUCUUUGACAUUCCUUUGUUUAAUGUUUGACAAUGAACUCCUGUGUUAAGACUUCAGACAUAAAUAUUUUAAAUACUUUUUUGUUUUGAAAUUAUAUUUGAUUAUGAAAAUAAUAAAGAAAUGACUUUA
Molecule: messenger RNA, 1498 nt
Organism: Scatophagus argus
Lineage: Eukaryota; Metazoa; Chordata; Actinopteri; Scatophagidae
Product: transcription factor E2F4-like
Exons: 10
Coding region: 341-1399 (352 amino acids)
Biological process (GO): regulation of transcription by RNA polymerase II
Cellular component (GO): RNA polymerase II transcription regulator complex
Molecular function (GO): RNA polymerase II cis-regulatory region sequence-specific DNA binding; DNA-binding transcription factor activity, RNA polymerase II-specific; protein dimerization activity
Source: RefSeq, a predicted model, not a curated record